AUGAUGCCGUCACCGUCUUCUCCGUCGUCUACUUCCAGGACGAGGGCCUCGUUGCGGACUCCUUCGUACGGUGGUACGAGCUGGGAGAAAACUGGGUGGCCGCGGCGGUGUCCGACUGGGUGGCGGGCGCUGGUUUUCCGUGGGCCGUCUCCCUCGAGGUCCUGCUCGGUCGGCGACGAGCAGCGAGGGAUUGACGAGGGGAGACUCGGUGAGGAGGCAGAAUGGGAGUCCAAACUGGUCAGGACGCUUCUGAUCGACAAUUACGAUAGCUACACCUACAACAUAUACCAAGACCUAUCGGUCAUAAAUGGAUGUGAGUUUCCUCUUUGCUCGUUACCAUUUUUCACCCAUGUUUGCGCCCGCGCACGCCGAGAGAAUUACUCCGACGACAGCCCUUAAAAUGGCCGGCGUCUGGGGGAGAAACCAUGGCCGUCUUCUGCUCUGGAAAUUUUCUUUUCCAUCCUCUAUGACGUGAUUCGAUCCUCGCUUCUUCCACCCAACAAGUCAUAUGCGGUACAGAUGUUCCUGUGCUUGUUUCUUAUGAACUAGAUUUGCGUACAUCCAGCUCCACGCCUUCUUACAAACAUCGAUGAACCGAAAGUCAAAUGCUUUGGAUACUUCUUUAUAAACUGCGCUGCUGUUUCUAGCGAACCAUCACUGGAUGUUGUGGCCAGUAGUUUUCCUCAUCGAUUUCAUGCAAUGAUUGAAGGAAAUGGCCAUUCAUUUCAUAUGUACUGCUUCCGUUCUUAUCAGAUGGCGCUGUGGAUCAGAUGUCUCAGGUGAAAUCUAAAGGCUCUUUUGUUCUUCCACAGUGCCUCCUGUCGUGGUGUGUAACGACGAGUGGACAUGGGAUCAUGCCCGCCGAUUCUUGUGCGAAGAACAAGCCUUUGACAAUAUCGUCAUCUCUCCUGGACCCGGAUCGCCAGAAUGCCCCGGAGACAUUGGUUAGAGAAUCAUUUUGACCAGACCGGGCUUCUCUUUGCUCAGUACUGUUCUUUAUCUCAUGUAUGUGGAUCAAGAUGAAAGAACUUUUAAUGCAGGGAUCUGUCUAAAAAUUCUGCUCGAGUGCAAGGAUAUUCCAAUUCUGGGUGUCUGCCUGGGUCACCAAGUAAUGUUGCCCGUUCUGAGAACCGUCUUUUAGAGUUUAUAGCAUCCCACGCUCUGCCUUCUGUGGAUUUGCCGCAUUCUCCAGGCAUGCAAGUAGAAUUCUAGAUCAUUAUGUUCCCAGUUAGAUUCUCAAUCCAACAUUGGUUUUCGAAGUCUCUCACUAUGGAUUGAUUUGAAAUCUCAUGUCGCGAUUUUUCAUGAUUUUAAAUUGUUUUCAUUCAACCAUUUCAGGCCUUAGGGUAUGCCCACGGAGCCAGAGUCAUCCACGCCCCCGCACCAGUUCAUGGUCGCCUUAGGUACAUUUUUUUUUUUUUUCCUUCUAAGCACUAGUCAAACCACACCCUAAGACCCACAUUAGUCAAAAUGAAAAAUAAUUCCGUGAAUUUUAUAUCGGAGGAUUUUCUUUUAUUUUUUUAAUUAUUUUUCUAUGUUUAAUUUUAUGUUUUCUUAUCCCACCUGGUUUCCUGCCCGCAGUGAAAUCGAGCACACUGGUUGCGAUCUGUUCCUCGGCAUUCCAUCCGGAAGCAAAUCUGGGUUCCAGGUGAGUGCGAUGCUCAUGGUUCUAUUAUUCUUAAUCGCCACAUCAGAAUUCUACUACCCACCCUCAGUGCAGAAUUUUGUGGGUUUAGUUAUCUCCACCGCCAGGUGAAAGGAUCAUGCUUCCUGAUCUAUGUACGAAUCUGCUUUCUUGAACAAGGUUUAGUUUUAAAUGCAGGCUGUUCGGUAUCAUUCUCUGGUUGUGGACGAAGGUUCCCUUCCCAGAGAGCUGAUUCCAAUGGCAUGGACGACGUCUGAAGUGGCGACUUCUUUCACCGAGACACAUGGAGCUUCAGGGAUACCUGCUCAGAAGAACCGGUCUCCAUGCUCUGAUUAUUUUAAAAUGGAUCUGAAAGAUGGGAGAUCUUCGAGCUCCUCUGACUUCAAUGGCCGGGGAAGGGAGAAGAUCUUGAUGGGGAUCAUGCACUCGACCAGGCCUCAUUAUGGAGUGCAAGUAGGUGGACAGAUUGACGCCUGUUCUUGACAAAUUUUUGAUACUUUUGAGCGAGGAAUCAUUAUACGCUUGUUUCUCUCUCCUCAGUUUCAUCCGGAAAGCAUUGCGACCUCUCAUGGAAGGCAGAUAUUCAGAAACUUCAAGAGAUUGACCGUCGACCACGGGCUGAGGUCACCCGAACUUCCUGAAAGAAAGGUUCACUGCUGUGGUAAACCACACAUUCGUGAAUCGACGUAGAUUUUUAUAUUGCCCAGCCGUGCUCGGACAGUACGCCUUCAUAUUUUCUCACUCAUGCCUUCACAUUGAUGCAACUCUGUCAACAUGGCUUCAGGUACGUCGUGGAGAGGGAAUCUCUGUAGGGGGUAAAGAGGCCAGUUCGGUGCCCGUUGGCUUAACCAUGGGUCAGCUCAUGGAGAGCAAGGGAUCUAAGAGUUUGAAGCUGCAGUGGAAGAAAUUCGACGGCAUGGCCAAGCAAGUCGGCGGAUCUGGGAAUAUUUUCUUAAAACUGUUUGGAGACCAAGAAGCUGAUGACACGUUCUGGUUGGACAGCUCUUCUACAGAACAGGCACUCUUUCAAACCUGCCCUCGUCGUUCAUUCAUAACUUUCAUGGGAAUUAUUUCAGCAGCCCUGUUUUUGGAAAAGAAAAAAAGAAAAUCUUUUUGUGGGUGGGAGUUUUUGACAAAAAGAAAGAUUCUUUUUCCCGAGCAUAUUGAGUCUGAGCAUGGGUUAUCUGUGAUUACAGAGGAGAGCUCGGUUUUCGUUCAUGGGCAGCAAGGGUGGGCCCAUGUGGAAGCAGAUCACGUUUUGGCUGUCCGAUCAAAGGUAGAUUCUUUCUAUUUAUCCAUAGAUUGCGCUCUAACCAUGGUAAAGAGAGGUUUUACUUAUCCUGUUCUGCUCUCUCGGUCCCAAUGCUGCCAGGGGUGGAGGCUACCUGUCAACUCGAGAUUCGUGUGGAGAGAAGGAAACCAUUUUUCUAAAGAAGGGUUUUCUCGAUUUUAUGGACAAGGUAUGGUAGAAUUCCUUGAAAAAUUUCCUUACUAAUUGAGGUAAAUUAUUAUCUUAUGUAUUUAUUCUUUAAAAUCUGGCAGUUCUAACCUUCAUAUCACUCAUGAUUCGGCUACUUUAUCCAAUUCUGAGGCGAUUUCAGAAGCUUUUUUACUGUUUUCUUUGAUGUUUCUGAUGGAAGACUAGGCGAUCUUCAGCACUUCUCUCAUCCCUUGCUGCUGUAGUAAAAAUUCCUUUUUUUCAUUCAUCCUUGCUAUCAGGAACUGCAAUCUUUUCAUUACGAUGAAGAAGACUACCAAGCACUUCCCUUUGACUUUUGCGGUGGCUUUGUCGGUUUUCUUGGGUAAAAAAUCUCCAGAUUCCUACAUUAUUAUCAAUGAGAAAUUCUUAUGAUUAUUAUUAUUAUUAUUCACUUUAGGGAUGAAAAAUAUCAAGAGAUAAUUUAUUUUUUUUAUCUGCGGUGUGGCAGGUACGGCCUGAAGGUUGAAUGCGGCUCAUCAUCCAAUCGCCAUAAAUCCUUGGCCCCCGAUGCCUGUUUCUUCUUCGCCGACAACAUUCUUGUGAUUGAUCACCGUAAUGAUGAUGUGUAUCUGCUUAGCAUACGUGAUAGUUGCCACCCGAGCCUGAGGGCAGCGCGACAGGGCUCAUCAGACGCAAGGACGUGGCUGGAAGAAACAGAGAAAAAGCUUCGUGGAUUGAUUUACCCCCAGGCAAAGAGCGUGAAUGAACAUAAACCGCGCAGGGUAUCUUCCAGCCGCGAUAACCCAAGAUUUCUUGUCGCAAAAUCGAGACUCCAGUACAUGAAAGACGUGGAGAGAUGCCUCAAGUUCAUCCGAGAUGGGGAGAGCUAUGAACUGUGUCUGACGACCCAGAUGAAGAUGAGAGCGGAAGGCAUCAAUGCGCUGGGGGCUUACUAUGAUCUAAGGGAGAGAAAUCCUGCCCCAUAUGCUGCAUGGCUAAAUUUCUCGGAGGAAAAUCUGUGCAUCUUGUGCUCCUCCCCGGAGAGGUUCCUGCGGUUGGAUGGUGAUGGGACAUUGGAGGCAAAGCCCAUCAAGGGUACUGCAGCUCGAGGCUCAACAGCGGAGGAAGAUCGUCUCCUCAUGCUUCAACUGCAGAACAGGUAUGUUGCCAUUACUUGAACCAAAUGUUUGCAUGAAAUUUAGUGGGCUAACAGCCGCUAAAUUCCUCUUAUUGAUCUUAUCUUUGGUGGAGAGUUUCUUCUUCUCUUAUGAACUGUUCUUCGUUCCCUGUUUGAGUUCUAACUUUGCCUCUCUUUAAUGAGAAUGGUAAGAGACUGUAUAUCAUCAUGAACAGUAUCCUCUGCUGGCUUUUUUUUCCCCUUCACAGUGAGAAGGACCUGGCAGAGAAUCUGAUGAUUGUCGAUCUGCUGAGGAACGAUCUGGGUCGCGUCUGUGAGCCUGGAACCGUCCACGUUCCCCACCUGAUGAAGGUAGAGUCUUAUGCGACUGUUCACACCUUGGUCAGCACCAUACAGGGCGAGAAGAAGCCACAUCUUAGCGCCAUAGACUGCGUGAGGGCGGCCUUCCCGGGGGGAUCAAUGACUGGAGCCCCCAAGCUGAGGUCAAUGGAGAUCCUCGACUCCCUCGAGUGCUGCUCCAGAGGCGUGUACUCGGGCUGCAUCGGGUUCUUCUCCUACAACAAGCGAUUCGACCUGAAUAUAGUGAUAAGAACUGUCGUUCUUCACGAGGGAGAGGCCUCGAUAGGCACUGGAGGCGCCGUGGUGGCCCUCUCUGAUCCAAAGGAUGAGUACGAGGAGAUGAUGCUGAAAGCCAGAGCCCCCGCCAGAGUCAUCCAGGAGCACUCCGAGCCUGCAACUCCCGAGAAAACACCGAAGAAUCUGAGCUCUGGCGGUGAACUGUGUGGUCGGGCUCCUUCUCUGCCCGAUUAG
Spirodela intermedia is the source of this 5013-nucleotide messenger RNA. The record is from the annotation of a GenBank genome assembly. Lineage: Eukaryota; Viridiplantae; Streptophyta; Magnoliopsida; Alismatales; Araceae.